UCAACCCAUCUUGCUCUGAAAACCGCUGCGAAAGCGCGCAGACGUUCACCGACCGUGCGCUCCGAGAGCGAUUGGGAGCGCGAGAGAGCGAGGAUCGAUCGAAGCUCUCUCUUUGGAGUAUAAUGAGAGGUUUUCCGUUGCUUGCUUCAUCGUUGGCAGCGCUCGUGGAGUCAUAGAACCGCGUUGCCAGGUAUGGGAGAAGUUGGGAAGAGAUCGGAUGACGAUCUCGGAAGCACUGAUGCGCUGGAUGGGCGCUUCGCGUUGAAUGCUGGGGUACAGGAAGGUGCCAUAUGUUGUGCUGGCGCCGAGGGGUCAGAGAGGCGUAGUUCUCCUCGUGAGAAUGGUAUUGGCCUACCUGAGCUUGUGAAGAGUGGCUUGAAAGAGAUGGGGUUGGAAAGUAAUGAGACUGAUGAUAGAGAGGAGGAACCAAAAAGCUUAAAUCUUUACUUGGCAAGUCAUGAGCAUGUAGAAUUGCCAGGAAAGGUCACGGGGGAGGAACAUUGUGAGUUUACUGGCCUAUCUCCAUUGAGAACAACUGAUGGAGCAGGAAGUUCUGGUAGUAUUGACAUUGCCAGGUUGUUACAUGGUCGUAGAGAGUACAAUGACUGUGAGGAUGGUUUGCUUGUUACAUCUGCAUUGGUAGCUGAAUGCCCCCUGGAAGACAUCAAGGGGAAUGCUGCUGAUGUGGAAGAGGAGAAUUUCUUCAUGCCUGUUCCUGCUGAUGGUGAAGAUAAUCAAAUAGACGAGAAACAUGGAAAUUUGCUUGCGGUGAACCGAGAGAGAGAGGAGGAUGAGUUGCUCAGUCCAGAGACUGCCUCAAAAAGCUCUCUGGAUUGUGCGAGACUUCAGAAGGAGAGUGGUGAAUGUAAUACUCUUUCAUCCGAGAAAAUUGGAACUUCUCUUCAAGUGCGUACAAAGGAAGAAGGGUGCCACGUGUCACAUGUUCCAAGACUGGUAAGCUGUCUGGUCCAUGGUUCUGUGGGUGAUGCUGUUUAUUCUUGUCCAAAGGAAAGAUCCAGCCAAAUAUCUGUUGCGGUCAAGGAUUGCUCUGCAGAAAAUACGUCAUUGUCUAUUGCACAGGAAAGCGGUGCUCCUGUUAUUGAUGAUGCAAAUAUAACUUGUGGAAAGUCUCUGAAUCCAGAAAGUGGUAUUACAAAACCAAGUACCAUUAUUGUCUUUAGACGUGCUAAUCCCAGACGUGCGGCUUCCACAAACAUUAAGAAGACUAGUGGGAAGCAUGAUAAGUUAUCCCAAGCAAAAGGCAAUGCUAGGAAAUGCAAGGAAGCACCUAAUUCCAUUUCAUCAAUUUCUACUUGUGUACUCAAGAUUCCAUUGCAACACAUGACAAGGAAAAGAAGCUCUUCUCACAAGCAUGCUCGGCUUUCUAUCUGGGGAGCAGCUGAAAAUUUGGCAGAGCUGUUCAAGGAUAAUGCCCAAGAUGGACUAUGUGAUUCCCCUAUUCCGAUUCAGAAUAAAAAUCCAAGGAAAGGAAAGUCUGGUUUGGGUAGGAAAAAACAGAAUACAGGAAUGUGCGGCCGAAGAUCACGAGUGGCUAAGAAAAAAAAUCCUUCUUUGUCGCAUCCAGCAGAUAUAGUAGAUAAUAACUGUAUUGAAGCUAUGUUUCCUGUUGUGGUCCAAUCACAAGCUUCAUUAAACAUAUGUUCAAAUAGGUGCAAUGACAAUUUAAGUCCCAUUAAACUGAAAGGCCACCAGGGCGAUAAAGACUUAGAAAGCACUGUCACACAAGAUACCUCCGUUGAAAAUGUGCAGUAUGAUUGCCUUGGGAUUUCUUCUCAAAGAGGGUCAAAGGUGAUAGUGGAAACAAUUGACCACAAGCAAUUGAUGAAUCCCGUAACAUCACCUGAUUCGGAUGUAUGCCAUCCAGUCCCAUCUGUCAAUAGCGAGGGUGCCACUUCAGUUUGUGGAGAUGCUGCAACAGAUGGCAUUGCGCCUGUUCUUAAACGAACAAGUCAAGUUGAUGUAAAUGGCACAGUAAUGACUUCAUCUGAGGCUUUGCCAACUCAUGGAUCUGCUCCAAUGUUGGAUACCCAGCCAUAUACCAAGAAAGGGAAGAAGAGUAACAGCCGAAAGGCAGGUGCUAAAGUAAAUGGAAGUCCCUCUCUUCUUUCAGAAUCUUUCAAUGUCGAAGAGAAGUUUCAUGGUCCCAAUGAAACAAAGAAAGCUAGAAAGAAAGUUAGGAAAUCUUCAAGACGUGGGCAUGGAGCAGAAAAACAAGACACACUAGGUAGAAGAAAGUCUUCAACCUCAAAAUUUGUCAGUGAGACAACUACAAGAGGUUCUAAAGGCAAACAGUCUCCUAUGGAGUCACCCAUGCUGGAAAUAGGUAAGUUGGAGUACUGUGAGGAAGCUUCUAGGAAUGAAACUGAUCCAGAUGCCUGCAUUUCUUCUGGUAAGGACAUUGGAAAUGCUAAUUCUGAAGCUAUACACAAGCCAUUCUUAGUUACUGCAAAGGAGAAAGGUCUUAAGGCCCGCAGAGGUACUAAAAUGGGAGUUUGUGAAGGUGCUGUAUGUCAUGUGGAUGCAACAAAGCACAAUAAAUGUGCUAAUGCCAGAAAGAAGGAAAGUUUGAAGAAGUCAAUCUAUAAAAAUGUGUAUACGAGGGGAAGGCGAAAACCUAACAGGUGUUUAAAAGCUGGUAGAGGCGUGGACACUACUUCGGAAACCGGCGACGUUUUGGCAUUGGCUGGAUCUAAUAAACUCGGCAGUGAUGAGCUUUUAUCAAGCAGGCCUUGUCAUGGCUUGGACGACUCGCACUCUUUAUCACCACAGGUGGCUUGGGUUCUGUGUGAUGAUUGCCAAAAGUGGCGGUGCAUAUCUGCUGAGCUUGCAGAUGCCAUUAACGAGACAAAAUGCAGAUGGACUUGUAAGGACAACAAGGACAAAGCCUUUGCUGACUGCUCAAUACCACAAGAGAAAACAGAUGCUCAAAUCAAUGCAGAGCUAGGAAUCUCAGAAGAGGAGGAGUGUUUAAAUGUUCAACCCAUUUUCAAGGGAGUGGAACCAUCAAAAUUAGCAGCUUCCCCUAGUGCUUCUUUUAAGCUUAUCAAGUCCAACUUGUUUUUGCAUCGAAACCGGCGAACACAAAACAUCGAUGAGGUCAUGGUUUGCCAUUGCAAACCGUCUUCAAAUGGCGGUUUAGGAUGUGGAGAAGAGUGCUUGAACCGGAUUCUUAACAUAGAAUGUGUUCGAGGAACUUGUCCUUGUGGGGAUCUCUGUUCGAAUCAACAGUUUCAGAAAAGGAAAUAUGCCCAAUUUGAGUGGUUUCCAUGUGGAAAGAAAGGGUAUGGUUUGAAACUUUUGGAAGGUGUAUCCCAAGGACAGUUUCUUAUUGAAUAUGUUGGAGAGGUUCUUGAUUUAGCUACUUAUGAGCAACGGCAAAAAGAUUAUGCUUCUAGAGGCCAGAAGCAUUUCUACUUCAUGACGUUGAACGGUGGUGAGGUAAUUGAUGCAUGCGCUAAAGGGAACUUGGGCCGUUUUAUUAAUCAUAGCUGUGAACCAAAUUGUCGUACAGAAAAGUGGAUGGUCAAUGGUGAAGUUUGUAUCGGGCUCUUUGCUAUUAGAGAUAUCAAGGAGGGUGAGGAGGUGACAUUUGAUUACAACUAUGUUCGUGUGUUUGGAGCUGCUGCCAAAAAAUGUGUCUGUGGUUCAUCUGAGUGCCGAGGCUAUAUUGGUGGUGAUCCAUCAAACACUGAGGCUAUUGUUCAUGGUGAUUCUGAUGAAGAAUAUCCUGAGCCUGUGAUGGUUGAUGAAGACUUAGAUGAUCCUAUAUUAGAUGCUAUUGGAGUUAAGGCUGUGGAAAACAAUGCUACUUGUGUGGGAACUUUAUAUGAGAAAAUCAAAUGUUCUCCUGCAAAUCCAAAGUUAGAGAUUCAACAAAUGUCUGAACCAGUUUUGAGCAGACCUAUACCCAAUCCAUUACUAUCUCUGGAUGCUACACACGCUGAAAACGUAGUGGGCAAAGCUCUAUCUGUCGUUCAACCAUCUAGGAACUCUACCGAAAAUGUGAGUGCCAUGCAAACUGAGGAGACCAAGUACAGACCCACAUUCAAUGCCCGACGUCCAUUAGAUGCGCCUCCACAAAUUUUAUCUGCUGCUGAGAGGAUCACAUCUAAUAAAAUCAAGGAUAAGAAAGAAGAUAAGCCAACUGCAUCUGUUCCUUCUCCUCAUGCAAAAUCUUUGCGCUCAAGUGCUAGUCUGAAGAAGGGGAGACAAAGUGUGAAAGGCCUGAAUCCCCAUAAAGCUAAAGAAGUACUCAACACUACUGUAAACACAUGCUUUGAGGGAGUUGAAGAAAAGCUCAAUGAAUUAUUGGACGUGGAUGGGGGCAUUAGCAAGCGUAAAGAUGCCACCAAAGGCUACUUGAAGCUGUUGUUUGUCACUGCUGCAGAAGGAGAUAAUGUUAGGGGCUGUGCAUCUCAGAGCAUUCGAGACCUUUCAUUAAUUCUUGACGCUCUUUUGAAAACAAAAUCUCGAUUUGUUUUGACGGAUGUAAUCAACAAAAAUGGUCUGCAAAUGCUACACAAUAUAAUGAAGCAGAACAGAAGCAACUUCAAUCGAAUUCCCAUAAUUCGAAAGCUCCUCAAGGUGUUGGAGUUUCUUGCUUCAAAAGGAAUCCUUACUCCAGAACACAUGAACAAAGGUCCUCCCUGUGAAGGAAUGGAAAGCUUUAGGGACUCGAUGCUGGGGUUGACCAAGCAUAAUGAUAUUCAGGUUCAUCAAAUUGCGCGCAAUUUUCGGGAUAAAUGGAUGCCUCGUUCUAUAAAAAGAAUUGAGUUGUCUGACAGGGAUGAUAACAUGCCCGAUUCAGGAUAUGCCGUCUGUAAUUGGACACAGUCAAGCUUCAGGCGAUGGCAUGACUUGGGGACAAGAGAUAGUGAUGCAAUUGUUUGUGUCAAUGGAGAUUCACGUUUUUAUUAUAAUGAACUGAAUUCUCCUGGAGAAACAUCUCAGUUUGGGACUGGUCAGCCAAUUUCUGGUUGUUUGCCCUUUACUGAUGGCAGUUCAGCAAUCUUGGCACAAUCACGUAAGCGCAGGAGUCGUUGGGAUCAACCGACAGAUACAACCAUGCCAGAAAAGCUUCCAGUGUCAAAUGAAAAUCUUAUGAUAGGAGCUUCAAAAUCUUUGGAACGUACAGUACUUGCAGAACCUAGAUCUCCACAUGAGGCGAUGGAGCAAACGCCUGAGACUGACAGAUUUGAAAAUAAUACCACUUCUGGGCCUAAACUGGAAACUUCAAUACUUCCAAAUGUUGAUGAUGAUGCACCUCCUGGAUUUGGUUCUUUAUGGAAGGAUAAUCAUUCUCAAGUUUCUCCAAAAGGUUCAGAGGCUGCAGCUGAAGUCGUUACCGGGCAUCUGCAAGAAAGAUACCUCUCUCACUUAACAGUGUCUUAUGGCAUACCAUUGGAACUCUUGGAACAACUUGGAACCUAUGAUGGUGGAAAUCAAAAUCCUCCAAAUUGGGCAGUUGCACCUGGCAUGCCCUUCCAUCCAUUUCCACCAUUGCCCCCAUAUCCACGAGGCACUCCCAGUCCAGCAGUGUCAACAGGAACCUAUCCUACACAUGUAGUCAAAGAAUCUCCUGCUAUUUCUUGCACAAAUAUCAUCACUUCGAACAAAUCUGGAGAAAAGUCAGCUUGUGAAUUGGGAGCGGGCCUAAGGCACUGUCAGACUCCUGGCAGAGGAAGAUGGCCUUCAAGAGUGCCAAAAAGGAAGGUUCUCCACCCACAGAGGUGGAAUAAUAAAAGAUUUCAAAGAUGUUGGCCCUCUCGGCCUUGGGAAGGGAAUCAUCUUGGAAUGAGAAGUAGCUCAAGAAUUGGAGUUUCCCCAUUGAGUGUGGGAAAUGGAAGCAACGGUGGUGCUGGUUUGGGUAUUCCAGAUUGUGAAAGAAGCAAUGGUGGUGGUUGUUUGGGUUUUCUAGAGGAUGAAAGAAGUAAUGGUUGUGGUGGUUUGGGUAUUUCAGAAGGUGUAACUUUCAUCAACAAUGAUAACUGAUGAUAUCAUUCAUUGAUAUAAAAGUAGAAUCAGCAAAUAGAGGCUUCUCCAUGUAUUUGUAAUUCUUUUACAGGCUAAUUUCAGACAAAUGACAUUGUUUUACAGGAAGAGAUUUUUAGAGUCAUUUUGGAGAGUGAUGACUUGCUACUGUCUCUAUUGAAAUGUCAGGUGGAUAUGGCAUUGUCAUCAUGAAAGCAAGUAAUUUCUUGUGAUUGAAAUAAAUUAUCAAAUGCAGCACUCAAGGCUUCAGGGAGAUGUUAUGUUUAGUUGGCAUCCCAUUUGAGCAGCCUAUAGUGCAAAGUUUCUUAUUCA
Messenger RNA from Dioscorea cayenensis subsp. rotundata (Guinea yam), 6324 nucleotides. RefSeq lists its product as uncharacterized. Gene Ontology annotation, molecular function: histone H3K36 methyltransferase activity; protein binding; zinc ion binding. Lineage: Eukaryota; Viridiplantae; Streptophyta; Magnoliopsida; Dioscoreales; Dioscoreaceae. The transcript is spliced from 18 exons. Gene Ontology annotation, cellular component: nucleus; chromatin. The record is from RefSeq and is a predicted model, not a curated record. Gene Ontology annotation, biological process: regulation of DNA-templated transcription. Bases 193 to 6012 code for a protein of 1939 amino acids.